AUUUAAGAUCCUUCCCCACUACAUUACACUCUACACAGCAUUCAGUGAACUGGACAGUAUCAAACUAGCAUUCAUGUCACAUAUUCACAUGUUGAAUUGCCUUAUCAUUUCUUCUAACUAAUAAACACAUACAUAAACACAGUUGUUCAUACUAAUGUAUAUACGCCUCUGUACCAGUGAAAGAGAAUAUCGUUAAAUUUAUGAUGAAUGUACACACAUGCAAUAAUCAUUUACUCAUAUUGAGCCGAUAGACUGUGAAGGUGGUUCCUAUCCUUAUAAGCCGAUUCUCUCGUAAUUGUUUAAUAUUACCAAGUAGAAUUCUUUGUUAUUUAAACUCCACGAGUAAAUAUAGUUCUAAAACUAAACUUUAUUUCACAGAUCAAGAAAGAUUACAAGAUUUUGGAUGUGUAUAUAUAUAUAUAUGUGAACACAUAACGAAAUGACGGCAUACACAUAUAUCAGUGUGAUAAACAUACAUUCGCUCAGUGACACACAUUCAAAUAUGCGCUAAAACUGAUAGUACGAGAAUUUUUUGAACAGUGAAAAAUGUUUUCUUCUAUUGUCAUUUGUUUUAUCCUAUCUUACCCGCUUCAUUUAAUUUUUGAUAACAUUGUUAAAUCUUAUUGAAAUUAACUAAAUAAACUGGGAUACAGGAAUUCAAAUGCUUUUGAAAGGACUUAUUUAAACGGUAAAAUAAUCAUUAAGCAACACUAUAGAAUAUUAUGUCAUUGAAAAGUUAUCCAAACAUAAAAUUUCUAGUGAAAUGACUUCAAAUUCUUUACAUUUAUCCUUACUAUCACCAUCGUCAUCAUCAUCAUCAUCAUUAGCUGAGAAUGGGAUGAUAACUACUACGCAUAACUUCGGGAUGCAUAAAAGACGUCAACAUUGUCAAGGACAACAAUCUUUGAAUGGAAUAUUAUUUUUAAUUAUACUCAUAUACACACUGACAAUUGACAGUACUAAUGCAUUUGGAAAUAUGGGUUAUUGGUGGAAUUUAGGUCUCUUAUCCUGGAGAACAAUUCAUCAAAGUCCUGCAUUUCUUUUAGCACCAAAACCUCUUUGUUUACGUGUUCAAGGUUUGACACAUUCACAAGCUCAAUUGUGUCAACGUUACUUUGAUCAUAUGCCUGUGAUAAGCAUUGGUGCUAAAUUAGGCAUUUAUGAAUGUCAACGACAAUUUCGAUUUCGACACUGGAAUUGUAGUUCAGAUAAUGAAGCUUCAGCAUUUGGUCCAGUUACUUUAACCGGUAGUCGUGAAGCUGGUUUUGCACAUGCAAUAUCUGCUGCCGGUGUUGUACAUGCCUUAGCAAGAAGUUGUAAAGAAGCUCGAUUAUAUUCAUGUGGUUGCUCUAAAGCUGAUCGACCAGAUCAACUUCAUCGUGAUUGGAUAUGGGGUGGUUGCGGUGAUAAUAUAGCCUAUGCCUAUAGAUUUGCUAAAGCAUUCAUUGAUAUUAGAGAGAAAGAGAAAAGUUAUCCAAGACAUUCAAAUGAACUGGCGCGUAUGCUAAUGAAUUUACAUAAUAACAGAGCUGGACGUUUGGCUGUCUACAAAUUAGCCUCAGUAGCAUGUAAAUGCCAUGGCGUUUCAGGAUCAUGCAGUUUAAGAACAUGCUGGACACAAUUAUCUCCAUUUACUCGGAUUGGUCGAUACCUUCGUCAAGGUUAUGAUGAAGCAGUAAAAGUUAAAUUCAACAAAAGAGGAACAAAACUACGUAGAGCAAGUAGACAAUUACGUCGUGUCACUCCAGAUCAUAUAACAUAUCUAGACGAGUCUUCAAACUAUUGUGAAUAUGAUCCAAUCACUCAGAGUCCAGGUACACGAGGUCGUGAAUGCUUACCAAAUAGCACUGAUCAGGCCAGUUGUACUACUCUAUGCUGUAAUCGUGGCUCACAAACACAAUUACGUGAAGUACGUGAAAAAUGUCAUUGCCAGUUCAACUGGUGCUGUCGUGUUGAAUGUCAAACAUGCGUGAAAACAGAAGAAUAUCAUAUAUGCAACUGAAAUAAUCAACAACAAAAAACAUAAACUAUUUCUCGAUCUUAAAAUAUAAUUAUUUAUAUCUUCCGUCUUCUUCAUCUCUCUGUUGAACUUCUUCCUACCUCAUCCUAUAUGACCAUUGCAAUAAAACUUUUGAAAUAUAUCUGUUCUCAAGAUGAACGUUAUAUAAUGUCUUCUGCUUAAACUAAACCAUUAGGUUUAGUGGAUUCAGCCCCACUUAAAAGCAAGGUAAAUACUGAUUUAAUAUAUAUAAAUAUGUUUCACGAACAACUUCAUUCAACCUUAUAUUUCUUUAAUUUAGCAGCCUGUUUGUUAAUAGAGAGGGGCUGGAUGACGUAUACUGCUGAUACUUGAUGCAUGUGAAAGCCUUUCGGCUCCAGCGCAAUUCUUACAUCAUAUAAAAACUAUACAAAAGUCCAUACCAUUUAUCAUCUGUCGAUUCUCCAUAAUCAUUAUCAUUUCCAACAUUCAACAAACACACAUACACACAUAAAUAACUUGUAGAUACUGAUCAUAUUACUUGGUAGCAUGAUACUUGAAGAACAUAAGAAAUACAAAUCAUCAUCUGUAUCUUUCUUUGCAUAUUCCUCUGUUUUGUUUCGUUUAUUUUCGCAUCUUUAUUAAAUGCGUGAUAAAGUAUACAUACACAUAUUUAGAAGUGUGAUGUUUGUUUUAACUGACUAUAAAAAGUAUUGAAAAUUGAAAAAUGAUACUUUUAUCCCUCAUUUUUAUUGGUAAAAUUCAUAUAUUUUACUGUUUAUAUUUAACUGGCGAACUUUUUACUAAUUAUUACAAAUGUUAAGUUAUAUAAUUUUCAUAAUUUGUUAUAAUCAAAAUAAAUAUUUUAAAAGAUACUUGUUUAGAUUGAUUCAUACUUCU
Heterobilharzia americana is the source of this 2878-nucleotide messenger RNA. NCBI's taxonomy places the organism in Eukaryota, Metazoa, Platyhelminthes, Trematoda, Strigeidida, Schistosomatidae. The record is from the annotation of a GenBank genome assembly.